AUGGCAAUCCUCGACAAUAAUGACGAUAAACAGCCUAUCAACCAUAAUAAAUAUCAAAAACCAAGCAGAAUCAAUGCUUUGUCAUUGGAAGAAAGUAUUCAACUGCAAAAGCGGCAGAAGCAAAUAGAAGAGGAAAUGCGAUUGAAAUUUUUGACGAAUCAAAUGAAAGUUCAAAAUGAUUCUGAUGUUUGGAAAACAUUUCGCGAAACAGAGGAAUAUUUCUCUGAUGAUGAUGACGAUUCACAUUCAAAUCAGGACUUCGAAGAAUCUAGCGAAGAUGAGCUGGAGGAUUCGAGUCCUA
Messenger RNA from Acaulospora colombiana, 301 nucleotides. NCBI's taxonomy places the organism in Eukaryota, Fungi, Glomeromycota, Glomeromycetes, Diversisporales, Acaulosporaceae. The record is from the annotation of a GenBank genome assembly.